AUGGUCAGCUCUUCGUCUUUACCCCCAGAGCUACGAAAGCUCUCUGAUGAUGUCUAUGUUUAUGACCCCAGCUUGGGCUCCCUUGGUGACAGCCACAGCAGCGCAAGCAAUCCCACAACGGUUGUACUAUACACAUGGGCCGAUGCACACGUACGCCUGGUUCAGAAAUACUUCCAGGGCUACAGAGACCUCUACCCAUCUGCCAAAAUUAUUAUAGUCAUGGCCACGACUAUGAAGACAUUUUUCGCCGGACGAGAAACGAAUCAAGCCGUUGUGAGGGAAAUGGUUAUCAAGGAAUUGUGGCCGCUUAAUAGCUGCAAACUAAGCACUUCUUCCGAACUUCCAGAGUCCAUGAAGUAUCGGGGAACAACACACCCCCGCAUCCUCAUGCAUGCCUUCUCGAAUAGUGGCGGCGUCAACCUGGAGGCGACUGCUUUAGUUUGGCAUUCGUUACAACGGAGCGUGGGCCAAUCCAUCGGCCCACUACCCAUCCAAGGCCUCAUUCUCGACUCGACGCCGGGUGGAUCAUCCUUUUCCCUUGAAUUUUAUCGCUGGACAGCUGGGGUAGCGUUGGGGUUCGCAUUUCUCCCCAGGCCCUUAGCGAAACUGGUGGCGGCCACCAUCGUGCUACUAUAUUUUGGGCUACCGAGCCUGCUCGGAAAGGAGUCGCUUCCUGUCCGUGGACGGAGGGUCAUCAAUUCGCCCGACUACAUACCAACAACCAGCGGGCGGUUGUAUAUAUACUCAGACUCGGACCCCUUGAUUGGAGACAAAGAUGUAGAGUCCCACGGGCGUGAAGCUAAGGCGAAGGGAUAUCGGGAUAUUGUGUUGGAAAAGUUCCAAGGUUCGGGCCAUGUCGCACACAUGCGGCAGGAUCCAAAGAAGUACUGGGCUGCGAUUGCAAGGUUUUGGGAUAAGAGCUGUGUGUAA
This is a messenger RNA of Aspergillus caelatus, 930 nucleotides long. RefSeq names its product DUF829-domain-containing protein. The transcript has a single exon. Lineage: Eukaryota; Fungi; Ascomycota; Eurotiomycetes; Eurotiales; Aspergillaceae. Bases 1 to 930 code for a protein of 309 amino acids. The record is from RefSeq and is a predicted model, not a curated record.